AUGUCUCAUCAUAAGAAGAGGGUGUACCCUCAAGCUCAGGUGCCAUACAUUGCAAGUAUGCCAAUAGUUGCAGAGCAACAGCAGUCUCAACAACAAAUCGACCAAACAGCUUAUGCAAUGGGCAACCUACAAUUGAACAAUAGGGCUAACUCAUUUACACAGCUAGCUCAAAAUCAACAGUUUCCUGGUUCUGGGAAAGUGGUCAAUCAACUAUACCCUGUGGAUUUGUUUACAGAAUUACCUCCGCCAAUCCGUGACCUGUCUUUACCACCUCUUCCAAUCACCAUUUCUCAGGAUAACAUUGUGACUCCAUCCGAAUAUUCAAAUGUUCCAUACCAGUACGUCAGAUCUACUUUGAAAGCGGUGCCAAAAACAAACUCUCUGCUGAAGAAAACGAAGUUACCAUUUGCCAUUGUUAUUAGACCAUAUUUGCAUUUGCAAGAUUCAGACAACCAAGUACCGCUAAAUACUGACGGAGUCAUUGUCCGCUGUCGCCGUUGUCGUUCAUAUAUGAACCCUUUUGUCGUUUUCAUUAACCAAGGGAGAAAAUGGCAAUGUAAUAUAUGCCGUUUCAAAAAUGAUGUCCCAUUUGGGUUUGAUCAGAACUUACAAGGCGCUCCAAUCAACAGAUAUGAAAGAAACGAAAUUAAAAACUCUGUCGUGGAUUACUUGGCUCCCGUAGAAUAUUCUGUUAGGGAACCCCCACCAUCUGUUUAUGUAUUUCUUUUAGAUGUUUCUCAAAACGCUGUCAAAAAUGGUUUAUUGGCUACUUCUGCCAGAACCAUUUUAGAAAACAUAGAAUUUCUACCAAAUCAUGAUGGAAGGACCAGAAUUGCUAUUAUAUGUGUUGAUCAUAGCCUUCAUUAUUUUUACGUUCCUUUGGAUGAUGAUUAUGAAGUAUCGGAUGAGGAUGAUGAAGAAUCAGAUGGUGAAGAAGAAGAUGAAGACGAGGAAGAGGAAGACGUUGAUAAUUCAGAAACAAUUCAAAUGUUUGAUAUUGGCGAUUUGGAUGAACCAUUUUUACCAAUGCCGAGUGAUGAAUUAGUAGUUCCACUAAAAUAUUGUAAAAAUAAUCUGGAAACAUUGUUGAAAAAGAUACCUGAAAUUUUUCAAGACACACACAGUAGCAAGUUUGCACUUGGACCUGCCCUAAAAGCUGCGUCAAAUUUGAUAAAAAGCACUGGAGGCAAAGUUGAAGUCAUUUCAUCAACUUUACCAAAUACUGGCAUCGGGAAAUUGAAAAAAAGAAGUGAACAGGGCAUAUUAAACACACCAAAAGAAAGCUCUCAGCUACUGUCGUGUAAAGAUUCCUUUUAUAAAACAUUCACAAUUGAGUGUAAUAAACUACAAAUAACAGUGGACAUGUUUCUGGCAUCAGAGGACUACAUGGACGUUGCCACUCUAUCUCACCUGGGCCGUUUUUCUGGUGGUCAAACACAUUUUUAUCCUGGUUUUAAUGCCACCAGUUUGAACGAUGUUACUAAGUUUACUAGGGAAUUAUCAAGGCAUUUAUCCAUGGAUAUUUCAAUGGAAGCUGUUAUGAGAGUUCGUUGUUCUACUGGCUUGAGGGCCACAUCGUUUUUUGGCCAUUUUUUUAACAGAUCCUCUGAUUUAUGCGCUUUUUCCACAAUGCCUAGAGAUCAGUCUUAUCUUUUCGGGAUAUCCAUCGAAGACUCAUUAAUGGCAGAAUAUUGCUACUUGCAAGUGUCAACAUUGUUGACUCUAAACACUGGUGAACGUAGAAUUAGAGUCAUGACGUUAGCUCUACCAACGUCCGAAUCAGCUAGGGAAGUGUUUGCAUCCGCAGAUCAACUAGCCAUUACUGAUUUCAUGACACAAAACGCGGUGACUAAGGCUUUGAAUUCAAGCAUGUACUCUGCGAGGGAUUUUAUCACAAAAUCGCUCGAAGAUAUUUUAAAUGCCUACAAAAAAGAAAUUUCGAUGUCUAAUAUAAAUUCAGUAACCUCACUUAACCUAUGCGCAAAUUUGAGAAUGUUACCUCUAUUAAUGAAUGGACUAAGUAAACAUAUAGCCCUCAGACCGGGCGUUGUUCCAAGCGAUUACCGUGCAAGUGCGUUGAAUAGAUUGGAAACGGAGCCUCUUCAUUAUUUGAUAAAGAGCAUUUACCCUACAGUUUACUCCCUGCACGACAUGCCCGACGAAGUCGGUCUACCUGACUUUGAAGGAAAAACGGUUCUUCCUGAACCUAUAAAUGCCACUAUAUCUCUUUUCGAAAGAUAUGGCCUGUAUUUAAUUGACAAUUCCGCAGAAUUAUUUUUAUGGGUUGGCGGAGAUGCUGUUCCUGAGUUACUAAUAGAUGUAUUCAAUACUGACACCAUAUCUCAAAUUCCUGUGGGGAAAAGUGAACUGCCUCUUUUGAACGAUUCGCCUUUCAAUGAAAGACUAAGGAGGAUAAUCGGUAGAAUUAGAGAAAACAAUGAUACAAUCACAUUUCAAUCAUUAUACAUAAUAAGAGGACCAUCUAUUAACGAGCCCGCCAACCUAAACUCCGAAAAAGAUAUGGCUUCUUUAAGGCUAUGGGUAUUAAGUACUCUUGUCGAAGACAAAGUUUUAAAUUGUGCUAGUUAUAGAGAAUACUUACAGAGUAUGAAGACUAGUAUCAACAGAUAA
Messenger RNA from Saccharomyces cerevisiae S288C, 2631 nucleotides. RefSeq names its product COPII subunit SFB2 (gene SFB2). Gene Ontology annotation, molecular function: zinc ion binding. Gene Ontology annotation, cellular component: Golgi membrane; endoplasmic reticulum membrane; COPII vesicle coat. Gene Ontology annotation, biological process: intracellular protein transport; COPII-coated vesicle cargo loading; endoplasmic reticulum to Golgi vesicle-mediated transport. NCBI's taxonomy places the organism in Eukaryota, Fungi, Ascomycota, Saccharomycetes, Saccharomycetales, Saccharomycetaceae. The record is from RefSeq and is marked reviewed. The coding region runs from base 1 to 2631 and encodes 876 amino acids. The transcript has a single exon.